AUGGUAAAAAAAGGGUGGAUUUGGACCCAGGGGGAAAAAUAUAAAAAGUGUAAUUGUUUAUUAUGUAUUCGUAAAACACCUAAAAUUCUUAUUCAUGGGAAACCUGAGUUAAAAGAUUAUCUAAUAAUAGUUUUCUAUAUUUUGAUGGAUUAUCAAAAAAAAGAAAAUGAAAUAUUAAAUCUUCCCAACUCAAUAGAUGAAGAAAAUGAAAAUUUAAAUCACUACGUGUCCACUAAGAAUGUAUACAAAUUUAUAAAACUUCAUGCUGAGCUCCUAAACAUAGAUAUGAAUAUCAUCAAGAACAGAGACUCCAUUUCGUCGUGCCUUAGUUUCAACAAAGAUUAUUUCAAAUCGGGAAAAUCCAAAAUGGUUAAAGGAUUUUGGCUUUUAAUAAAGACUACAGACCCAUGGGAGAUGGACUAUAGUACCGUUCCAUUAAGAAUCAAUAGACACGAAGGCGUAGAAUUGUGUAACGUAAUUACCAAAAGAGGAUGUAAAUGUCAACUAUUAAAAAAGCAUUGCCAAUAUCAUGGACCAAACAGAAAUAAAAAAAACAAUUCUCCACCAAGUUUCCUUAAAGGAAUAUCAAAUAAACCAAAAAAAUCAAUUUUAAAUGAGCCAGUUUAUAAUAACAAUAACAAUAAUAAUAUAAAUAAUAAUAUAAAUAAUAAUAUUAUAAAUAAUAACAAUAAUAAAAAUAAAUCUAAUAAUGUUCACUCUAACAUAUACCCAGCCACCAACAGUAAAGAAUCUUUAUGUCCCCAAUUUAAUAAAGUAAUCAAAAAUGAAAAUGAAAAAUCAUAUCUAAUAAAUAAUAACAAUAAUUACAAUAACUUUGAUGAUAGUUUCAGCAGCAACUAUGAUUUAUCUCCAAUUUUUAACAACACACAAACACACUCCAAUUUACCAACCCCAUGUUUGCAAUCACAUGAAUUUAUAUCUCCACAACUUUCACAAAAACUCCCUGGCUCCUCAAUACCCUUGUUUCAUUUAAACAAUAAUAGUAGUAAUAAUAAUAAUAGUAAUAAUAGUUUUAACUAUAUACCACCUUUAAAUAAUAAUAACAAUAAUAAUUAUAAUUACAAUAGUAAUAAUAGCUACAAUACCAAUAAUAAUAGUAAUAAUAAUAAUAAUUACAAUAAUAAUAAUUAUAAUAAUAAUAAUUAUAAUUACAAUAGUAAUAAUAAUAAUUAUAAUUACAAUAAUAAUAAUUAUAAUUUCAAUAGUAAUAAUAAUAAUUAUAAUUACAAUAGUAAUAAUAAUAACAAUUUUUUACCACAUUUACAAAAUUUACCAAUUUUUUCAAUUAAUGAUGAAGUUAAUAAACCAAAUCAAAAUAAUAAAAAAAGAAAUUGGGAAGAUCAAAAUCACUCAUAUUCAUUUCCAAAUAUUUCUCUUUCAUCACGCACUUCACAAAUCUUUCAAUCUAAUGUUAAUUCUCAAAAUCUAUAUAAUAACUCUACAUUUUCAAAUGAUUCCAAUAAUCUACUUCCCAGAAUAUCAAAUCAAUAUUAUCAAUAUUCCAAAAUAGAUAAUGAUAAUGAACAUAAAUCAAAACACUAUAAAAAAAUAAAUAAUAACAACAAUGAUUAUAAUGAUUGUGAUGUAUCUCAAAAAAUGUUAUCACCUUUAACAUAUUCUCAAAGUAGUAAUAAUAAUAAUUAUAACUCCAGCUAUAAUCAUCUCAACCAUCAUCAAAUACAUUAUAGUUUUGAUUCAUCGCAAAGCUCACCAUCGUUAUCGCCAUUAUCGAUACAGCCCACCUCGCCCCCAUCCAAUUUAUUCCGUUCAAUCAAUGCAAUUGAAUUCGAAAAAAAACUCUUAAAUAGCUACACGUUUUACUAUAUACUUAAUAGAAUAAAGUUUAAUCAAAGUGGCCACACUCUCAUUGUCGAGUAUGUUCGUUUUAUGAUAUUAAAAGCUCUUUGUGAAUCCCACACCACUAAACUAAAGCCACCACCAUUAAUUGAAAUAUUCUGGGUAACUCAUAUGCAAGAUACCGCUCGUUAUAGGGAUUUUUGUAAAAUUGCAAACAAUGGCGAAGAUUUUCAAAUUGAACAAGAAGAUAAUUCCAAAGAAAUUCAACGUUCAAGAUACCUUACCACAAUAAACUUAUAUAAAAGUUUAUUUGGUGAUAGCAUGGAUCAUAAAAUUUGGCCAAUUAACUUUUUAGAGUAAUUUUUCGUUUAAAAAAAAAUAUAUAUAUUUAUAUAUAUAAAAAUUGUUUUUUCAUGUUAAUCAAUAAUAAAAUUACCAUAUAUAAAAAUAAAUAAAUAAAUAAAUAAAUUAAAAAUCAAUAAAUUUUAAAAAAAUCUAAAGAU
This is a messenger RNA of Dictyostelium purpureum, 2321 nucleotides long. RefSeq lists its product as uncharacterized. Bases 1 to 2178 code for a protein of 725 amino acids. The record is from RefSeq and is a predicted model, not a curated record. The transcript is spliced from 2 exons. NCBI's taxonomy places the organism in Eukaryota, Evosea, Eumycetozoa, Dictyosteliales, Dictyosteliaceae.